Messenger RNA from Arachis ipaensis, 1998 nucleotides. NCBI's taxonomy places the organism in Eukaryota, Viridiplantae, Streptophyta, Magnoliopsida, Fabales, Fabaceae. The record is from RefSeq and is a predicted model, not a curated record.
UAAACCGGUUGAACCCCGGUUGAAUCUCGGUCGAACCAAUGAACCAUUGAACCAGUGACUUCACUGAUUUAUUGACCGGUCCGGUUCUUGCAACCUGGCUUUCUCUUAAACUCUCCCCUUCCAACAAGAUAACAACAACCAUCUCUACGCCGUCGUUUCUAAUCUGCUACGCCUGCGAUCAAUGUCGGUUGCCACUCAGCACGUUCUUCAGGUGAGGGACAAAAUCGAACUUUCCGACAUUGAGCGCAGGAUCUUCGAUAGGCUUCUCGCCAGUCUCCGCCACUUCAACCUCCAAACUCAGGUCCGCGUCGCCGGCGGCUGGGUCCGUGACAAGCUCCUGGCAAAGGAUUGCUAUGACAUCGAUAUCGCUCUUGACAAUAUGAUGGGCACCGAGUUUGCCCAUAAGGUGAAGGAGUACUUGGUGUCCAUCGGUGAAGGUAAAGAUGUUCGGGGUGAUGGCAAGAUUAAGUCCAACCCUGACCGGUCUAAACAUUUGGAGACAGCAACGAUGCGUUGGUUGGAUAUGCAGAUUGAUUUUGUUAACUUAAGGAGUGAAGAGUAUAUUAAGAAUAGCCGCAUUCCUUCUAAGUUGGACUCACGUGAAUGUCUUGUCUUGUUAUCGAUGAAGCAAAGCUUUGGCACACCUGAAGAGGAUGCAUGUAGGAGGGAUUUGACAAUUAACAGCUUAUUCUACAAUAUCCACACUGACUCGGUUGAAGAUUAUACCAAAAGAGGGAUCUCAGACCUUAAGUCCGGAAGGAUAGUGACUCCUUUACCUCCAAAGGCCACCUUUCUUGAUGAUCCUUUACGAGUUCUUCGAGCCAUUAGAUUUGGUGUUAGAUUUGAAUUCACUCUAGAUGAAGAUCUGAAAGUAGCUGCUGCAUGUGAUGAUGUGAAAGAUGCUCUAGCUGCUAAAGUUAGCAAAGAGCGCAUUGGAAAAGAGGUUGAUCUUAUGAUAUCUGGAAAUCAAGCUGUCAAAGCAAUGACUCAUAUUUGUGAUCUGACAUUAUUUUGGAAUGUGUUCAGUCUUCCUCCUGUGUUUAAACCUGCUAUUUCAGAUGGAUGUGAAAGGCUUUGCGUUGCUUACUUGGACACUGCAUGGAACCUUAUCCAUUUACUCAAAGAGUCAACCUUUAAAGACAAAGAAAGGAGAUUUUUACUUUUUGCUGCAUUGUUCCUCCCACUUAAAAAUACCACUUACCAAGUUAAGAAAGCGAAGAUGGUUCCUGUUGUCAAUUAUAUUAUUGUUGACUCACUCAAGCAAAAAGGCGAGGAUGCAAAAAUGGUGCUUGAUUUACACCGAGCAUCACACAAAUUCUUGUCGUUGAUUCCUUGUCUUGCAUCUAAUGAGGAUUUGCAACCUGAUGAUGUUGAUUGGAUGAGAGGAUUGAUUGAUGAUGUCUCUAUUGCCUCUAGAGUCCGGGUUCUAACAGGUUUUGUCUUGAGGGAGAUUAAAGAUUUAUGGAGAGUUGCACUAUUGGUAUCCAUAUUAUUACAUCCCAUUGGCAUUAACGACACUGAGGAUGAAUCCUCACAAUUGCACAAACGAAGAGAUCUGUUUAAUAGAGUGGAGAGUUCUAUAAUAAAACUAGGCCUCGACAAAGUUUGGGAGGUGAAGCCAUUGAUCAAUGGCGAAGAUAUUAUGAAUGUCUUGCAGCUUAAAGAAGGACCACUCGUUAAGGAGUGGAAAGAAAAAUCAAUGGCAUGGCAACUUGUCGAUCCUUCUAGAACUACUGAGGAAUGCAUUGACUGGUUAAGAGAAGUCAAUUCUAAGCGGGUAAAGUUGGAGUGAGGUCGGAAUGCCUUUGAUCAUUUGUCUGUUCCAUACCAUGUCACCGAUAUUGAAAUACGGAACACCUUUGCCUUGGAUGAUACGGGGAAUCCACUUAAUGCACACAUGGCUUGUGAAUGUUGUAUGAAGCUCACAAUUAGGAUGAAAGUAUUUAUGUAUAUAAACAUGAUAUAUGAAUUAUGAAUAUAUCUAAAAUUAUUUAUAAA